AUGAAAGAAAUUGACUUAAUUUUCAUUACAUUUUUCGUAGUAACGGCUCACGUAACUAGUAAUUGGUCUAAAGUUACACCUACUCAUAAAAUUGCUCCAACAGGACCUCAUAAGCUUGCAUUCUCCGAAGAUAUAAGGAUUGUGGGAGGAAAUGAAGCUUCGCCAAACUCCUUACCAUAUCAAGUCUUUUUGAGGCUUAUUUACGAUACAUACACGAGUUUCUGUGGAGCAUCUCUUAUAUCUAGAAGAUACGUGUUAACUGCUGCACAUUGCUUGGUAGAUGACCUUGUAUCAUUGGAAGUAAUUCUGGGAGCGCAUAACAUUCGUCAAGGAGAAUCUACCCAACAACGCAUUCCAACCUCCACGUUCAAAGUACAUGAACAGUAUAAUAAUCAACCAGCACCGAAUGAUUUAGGCAUCGUCUAUCUUCCAACACCAGCCAAUCUCAAUCAGUGCGUUCAGCUGAUAGCGCUUCCAAGUAGAGCUGACGCUUCAAAAAAAUUCAUUAUGAUCUCAAGCAGUAGCAAGUGGUUGGGGAUACACUUCUCAGCCUAAUCCUGGUCCAGCUUGCUCUGGAGAUUCAGGUGGACAUCGUGUCGUCAGUGGAAAGGUGGUAAA
This is a messenger RNA of Agrilus planipennis (emerald ash borer), 618 nucleotides long. RefSeq names its product brachyurin-like. The transcript has 5 exons. NCBI's taxonomy places the organism in Eukaryota, Metazoa, Arthropoda, Insecta, Coleoptera, Buprestidae. Gene Ontology annotation, molecular function: serine-type endopeptidase activity. The record is from RefSeq and is a predicted model, not a curated record. Gene Ontology annotation, biological process: proteolysis. Bases 1 to 555 code for a protein of 184 amino acids.